This is a messenger RNA of Daphnia carinata, 1676 nucleotides long. Its product is annotated as collagen alpha-1(I) chain-like. The transcript is spliced from 5 exons. The coding region runs from base 141 to 1454 and encodes 437 amino acids. NCBI's taxonomy places the organism in Eukaryota, Metazoa, Arthropoda, Branchiopoda, Diplostraca, Daphniidae. The record is from RefSeq and is a predicted model, not a curated record.
CACUCGAUGGUUUAAAAGGCACGCCAUCACCCUUUUUCUAAUCAGCAUUCGUCCAGCAGCGAAAAAAGAAACAGCAGUUCUAAAGAAGUCGACCUUUACAACAAACUUUUUACUUUGGAAGUAUCUCCAUUCAGACAAUCAUGAAGGCAGUUGCUAUCGUUCUAACAUGCCUCUUCGCGGCCGCAUUAGCUGCUCCCCAAUAUCAACGUGCACAGAUUUCAUCCGUUGACAACUACGAGCUUCAGGAGAUUCAAAAGCAAUGGGAACGCUUCCUUGAGUACCUUCCGUGGUUGAGAGGACCUGCUGGACCCCAAGGACCUCAAGGUCCAGCUGGAGCUCCUGGAGCAGCUAGCUAUGGUGAUGCUAAAUACGUCGCUGGACCUCCAGGCCAACCAGGCCCACAGGGUUAUGCUGGACCUAAAGGCGAAAAGGGAGACACUGGUGCCCCAGGAGCCAAUGGCGCUCCUGGAGCUGAAGGAAAACCUGGUGCUGAUGGUGCUCCAGGUGCUCAAGGAGAGCCCGGUGCACGAGGUGCUGAUGGAGCCCCAGGAGCCACUGGAGCCCCUGGCUACCCCGGAGCUAAGGGAGAAGCUGGAUUCAACGGAGCCCCAGGCCUUAACGGAGCCCCUGGAGCCCCUGGCAAAGACGGAUACAACGGAGCACCUGGACCUGCUGGACCUAAAGGAGAAGCUGGUGCACCUGGUGUCACUGUUCAAUCCAAGAUCCCUGGACCCGUUGGCGCACCUGGAUACCCCGGCAAAGAUGGAGCUCCUGGUGCACCCGGUGCAACUGGACCCGUUGGACCUGCUGGACCCCGUGGACCUCAAGGACCUGCUGGCAAAGAUGGUGCUCCUGGUUACCCUGGCGGACCUGGUCCUAAGGGCGAACCCGGCACUCCUGGCUACAACGGAGCCCCAGGCAAAGACGGACUGAACGGUGCCCCUGGUAGCAACGGCCCUGUCGGACCCCGAGGACCCGCUGGUCCUCCAGGUUACAACGGCGCUUCUGGAAAAGACGGUGUUAACGGCUUGCCCGGUGGCCCAGGAAAAGACGGACUUAAUGGCGCUCCAGGUGCCCCAGGCCCACAAGGAGAACAAGGUAAACCAGGUAAGGAUGGCUACCCCGGCGGCCCUGGUCCCGCAGGAGCCCCUGGAGGUCCUGGACCUCAAGGCUCUCAAGGCAAACAAGGACCUACUGGAUACCCUGGCGGCCCUGGCCCAGUAGGCCCAGUUGGCCCUGUUGGCCCUGCUGGACCAGAAGGUAAAACCGGCCCUGCUGGCUACCCUGGAGCAACUGGCCCCGUUGGUCCCGUUGGCCCAGUCGGCCCCGUCGGACCAGUUGGCAAAGCUGGCGAUAAUGGAGCUCCUGGACCUGUUGGACCCGUUGGUCGCCCUGGACCCCCCGGACCUGUUCCAUACAACAACGCCCCAGUCUACAAACAAGGCUACUAUUAAGUGGUUAAUGUUAGCUCAUCCAAGCUGAUAACGUGCCACCAAUUUUCCCAACCAGCUUUAAUGCCCUAGAACUGUUCGGCAUGUUCAUAUUAACGAAAGACUCAUCAACACAUUCACAGAUAUAUUUUUAUUUUUGUUUCUUGCAAAGUGCUUGUGUAAAUUGAACAAAGAUCAUUUUGCGAGCCUUUGAAAAUAUAAAGAACCCUAUAUCAUUCGCGAAAA